Messenger RNA from Naegleria gruberi, 1071 nucleotides. RefSeq lists its product as uncharacterized. NCBI's taxonomy places the organism in Eukaryota, Heterolobosea, Eutetramitea, Acrasida, Naegleriidae. Bases 1 to 1071 code for a protein of 356 amino acids. The transcript has 2 exons. The record is from RefSeq and is a predicted model, not a curated record. Gene Ontology annotation, molecular function: cysteine-type endopeptidase activity. Gene Ontology annotation, cellular component: lysosome.
AUGAACAAGUUAAUCUUGGUCGUUUUACUUGUUGCCUCCUUCAUCUUAGCUAUUGAGGCAGCCAAGGGACCUUUCAAUGCUCUCCCAGAAUCUGAAAUGCAACAACUUUUCACUCAAUUCCGUAGAAAACAUGUUAAAUUAUAUGGUACUAAACAAGUCCAAGAUAGAAGAUAUCAAAUUUUCAAGCAAAAUGUCGAAAGAGCAAGAUUUGAGAAUUACUUGACUGAAAGAGACAAUAUGGGUGUUACCAGAUUCUCUGAUUUGACCCCUGAUGAAUUUAAGAGCAUGUUCUUGAUGAAGAGUUAUACUCCAAAGCAAGCAAGAGAACUUUUGAGUGGAAUGAGACAAUAUCCAGCCAAUGCCAAGUUGACCAUGAAGCAAGUUAGUGAUGCUCCAAAGGAAUUCGAUUGGAGAGAACACAAUGCUGUUACACCAGUUAAAGACCAAGGUAACUGUGGAUCUUGUUGGACUUUUAGUACUACUGGUAAUGUUGAAGGAAUGUAUGCUGCCAAAACUGGAAAGCUCAUUAGCUUGUCUGAACAACAACUUGUUGAUUGUGACCAUAAUUGUGUUGUUUGGGAAGGUGAAAAGACCUGUAAUGCUGGAUGCAAUGGUGGUUUGAUGUGGAGCAGUUUCGAACAUAUCAUCAAGACUGGUGGUUUGGUUACUGAAGAAUCUUAUCCUUAUGAAGCUGUUGAUAAUAGAUGUAGAUUCAAUGUUUCUAAUGCUGUUGUCAAGAUUUCCAAUUGGACUUUUGUUUCUUCCAAUGAAGACGAAAUGGCUGCUUGGUUGGCUAACAAUGGACCAAUUGCUAUUGCCAUCAAUGCUGAUUAUCUUCAAUAUUAUAGAAAGGGAAUUCUCAAUCCUUCAAGAUGUGAUCCAGAAGAAUUGAACCAUGGUGUUUUGAUUGUUGGUUAUGGAGAAGAAAAGGCAGCCAAUGGUAAAGUUGAAAAGUAUUGGAUUGUUAAGAAUUCAUGGAGCGCAUCAUGGGGUGAGAAGGGAUACGUACGUGUCUUGAGAGGUAAGGGCGUUUGUGGAUUGAAUGCAGUUCCAUCUUCUGCUCUUAUUUAA